AUUCCCACCGGGUCGCAAUGUGCAUACAUUAGCUCCCGAACUCCCGUCACAAAGACAAUUGUUAGUGAACCUCUUUAUUGUAUUGCACUGCCUCUAAUCACAGCCUCAUACGGGCGGAGUCUUCCCUUGCCAAGCAGCUGCCAGGGUCUUUCUCUUCCCCUGCGAUGAUCAUGAAGUUGUGCCGGGGGGCACUCUGCCGCCAAAGGCGGAGUCGAGGAGGGGGGCAAAGAGCCAAGGCUGUCCUGCGUUGUCACGAAUUGCUUUUUCUUCCCUUUCCCCUCGCGAGUCCCAACCCAUUCCUAUUUGCUUCUGACCUCAACAUUCUGACAAGGCUCUUGUUUUGCAGUGUUCCUGCUAUCAGAUUCGUCUUCCAGUCGUCGUGUAUUGCUCUGGGUCUGGCAGCGGGUGCCCCGAACUCUGACAUGGCAUCUCACACUGAUAGAGUUUGUGGGGCUUUUUACUUCAAACGUGCAAUGCAUGCCAUGCCAUGUUCUGGAAUCAUUCCCCCUCGGGGGAUAUCAUAUUUACUUUGUUUUGCAGCGUCACACAGCUGCUUUUUCUCCUUUGUGUCUACUAAGGAACAGGUACGCUAGGUGAGAUAACAGCCAUCUCUAUCCGCCAUAGGAUGAAGCUAAUCGGAUGGGCGUAGGUUUUGACUUUGACCUUUGUGCUCAUUGAUCUCUA
Aspergillus neoniger CBS 115656 is the source of this 684-nucleotide messenger RNA. RefSeq lists its product as uncharacterized. NCBI's taxonomy places the organism in Eukaryota, Fungi, Ascomycota, Eurotiomycetes, Eurotiales, Aspergillaceae. Bases 165 to 593 code for a protein of 142 amino acids. The record is from RefSeq and is a predicted model, not a curated record. The transcript has a single exon.